AGAGAGCAAAGCAGCCGUAGAUAGAGACUAUGAAGAGAGCAGAGAUCGACACAACGGCACCGUUUAGAACCGUCAAAGAAGCUGUCGCUUUGUUCGGUAAGAGAGUCUUAGCUAGUCAAGUCUAUUCAAACCAUCUCAAAGUGAUGGAGGAUCCAGCAAAGAUUGAAAUAGAGCUUGAAGAGACAAAACACAAUCUCAAAAGAGCAAAAGAAGAAAGCAUGCAAGUGAUGAACUCUUUGUCUUCUCUCAAGGAAGAGCUUGAGAGGACAAGACAAGAGCUUCAGAAGAUAAAAGUAGAUCCUGAGGGGGCUAUCGAUGAUACUGUUUUCAAAACCAAGUUCGAAGUGUUGGUUUCACAUGUUGAUGAUGAACCACCAAUUAGUACUAGUCCAAGGUUGCGAUCGAUGAGUGAGAAGAGGUACGUGAAAUUUGCAAACCCUACGACGGGUAAUAAUAAUAAUGGUCCAGUGGUGGGGAUGUUUCUUGGAAGACACCCUUCCAUGAGAAAGAAGGAGAAGAAGAAGAAGAAGAGGAAGAAGAGUUUGAUCCCAUUGAUUAUUAGAGGAAUCUUCUCAAAGAAAAAGAGAAAAGACAUGGAGAGAACAUACAAGAAUAGGAAGGCUUUUGGUGAUAUGAUUGUCAGCUUACAACACAUUAUAAUUUAAGAUUUUGUGACGGUAAAAUAUCAGCACAUGUCUGGAUCAUAUUUAAAGUAAAUCUGGAACAUAGUCACAUAGAGCAUUGUUCUUCAUCAUCGAUCGUCACGAGAAUGGCUAGUCUUUUGCGAGAAAGGGAAGUGCGUCUGAUUGUGCAUUUGGCUUCAGUUCAGAUAUUGAUUCUUCUACAUAGUCAUGAUGAAUUGUUCGUAGUGUUCUUUUAUUUGCAAAUGCGGUCUCUCAUGACGAGAAAAGAGAUUGUUCUUGUUUCUUGUUUUCUUCCUUCCAAUGCAGUUGAUAAGCGUUUUACAAAGAGAAUCAUCAAGGAAAGCCAUUACUGAUUCUUUUUUUUUUUUUGGCAACGGCCAUUGCUGAUUCUUGCUAAUGCUUCCAAGGUCUUUUUGUAUCAGCAUUCAGCAGUGAGGCCCAAUAAAGAAUGAUAGUUUUGGGCUGCUAUAUGACGAUGAUUUCGUUUGCAACGUCAGGGAGCAAAAUAAACAAUGUAAGCAGCUUCUGACAACGAGGAAAGUUCCAAUG
Molecule: messenger RNA, 1193 nt
Organism: Brassica oleracea var. oleracea
Lineage: Eukaryota; Viridiplantae; Streptophyta; Magnoliopsida; Brassicales; Brassicaceae
Product: WEB family protein At1g75720-like
Exons: 3
Coding region: 30-665 (211 amino acids)
Source: RefSeq, a predicted model, not a curated record